AUGAUCUCGACCAUUCUAUCCAGCCUCUUCGCCCCCCUCUUCCCCGGGCGGCCUAGUCGAAACAAGCCUGACAUAAAACACGUGGCCAUCAUUGGUGCUGGCGCCGCGGGCAUCGCUACAGCAAAAUACGUCCAAGCAGAGCGGCACUUUUCCACCAUCACCUUGUUCGAGAGGCGUGACAAAACAGGAGGUAUAUGGAACAGGGACAGCCCGCACUCAACCACCUCCUGCUCUUUCGCCAACGCUUGUUCUGACAAUGCAUCCUGCAAAUACCCCUCCCCCAUCUACGACGGCCUCGAGUCCAAUAUUCCCAGCCCGGUGAUGCAGUACUCGGACUACCCUUUUGUGAACAAAACUCCACUGCUCCCCCGCCACCAUGAAGUCCUCCAGUACCUACGCGACUAUGCCAGCGACGUACAAGAUCACAUAAGCUUCAACAGUGAGGUCAUUGCGGUCUCCCCUUCAUCCCCUUCGGCCCGCUCCAAGUGGACUUUGACCAUCCGGCAUGUCGACUCUGGAAUCCAACAUGAAGAGCAGUACGAUGCUGUUGUAGUGGCCACCGGCCGCUACGACCAUCCGUUUGUCCCCGAAAUCCCAGGUCUCGAAGAAUGGAAGCAACAGCACCCAGACACAAUCAUCCAUUCCAAGUUCUACCGCAACCCAAGCGCGUUCAUCGACAAGAAAGUCCUCCUGGUAGGCUACUCAGCGUCCGGCGUCGACAUCGGCGCGCAGAUUGACCGGGUCUGCGCACGUCCGCUCCUCGUCUCUAUCAAAGACUGGACGCCGGAAGCUGCCCAGAAGCAAGCUCGGCGCUCCGAAUGCAUCCUCCCGGAGAUUGACGAAUUCCUCGCUGCCGAGCGCACCGUCCGCUUCAAAGGCGGCCACCUCGAGCACGACGUCGACUAUGUGGUGCUCUGCACCGGAUACGUCUUCCAGUACCCCUUCCUAACCUCCAUCCCGGGCGCCGCCAGUGGCGAGUGCAACAAAGACACCUACCAGCACAUCUUCUAUGUCCCCGACCCCACCAUCGCCUUUAACCUCGUGCCGCUGCGCGUCAUCGCCUUCCCCUUCAGUGAGGCGCAGGCCGCCGCCAUCGUCCGCGUCUGGUCCGGUCGCCUGCCGCUGCCAGAGCUGAGUGAGAUGCGUGAAUGGCAGCAGCGUGUGCGCGAGCAGCGCGGAGCGGGCAAGCGGUUCCAUCGCAUGAGCUACCCGGUCGAUGUGGACUAUAUGAAUGAGCUGCACGAUUGGUGCGCCACCGCCGGGAAGCGGGAGGGCCUGGAGAAUGGCGGCGAGGGCAAGGUGCCGCCAUACUGGGGCGAGAGGGAGCGCUGGUUGAGGCAGCAAGUACAUGCGAUUGCGAAAGCGACGCAGGAUAAGGGUGAUGAGCGGUAUAAUGUCUACACGCUGCAGGAUGUAGGAUUCCUGUAUAAGGACACCAGCUAA
Molecule: messenger RNA, 1443 nt
Organism: Capronia epimyces CBS 606.96
Lineage: Eukaryota; Fungi; Ascomycota; Eurotiomycetes; Chaetothyriales; Herpotrichiellaceae
Exons: 3
Coding region: 1-1443 (480 amino acids)
Molecular function (GO): N,N-dimethylaniline monooxygenase activity; flavin adenine dinucleotide binding; NADP binding
Source: RefSeq, a predicted model, not a curated record